Molecule: messenger RNA, 1635 nt
Organism: Grosmannia clavigera kw1407
Lineage: Eukaryota; Fungi; Ascomycota; Sordariomycetes; Ophiostomatales; Ophiostomataceae
Product: autophagy protein
Exons: 4
Coding region: 1-1635 (544 amino acids)
Source: RefSeq, a predicted model, not a curated record
AUGAUGGCCUCCGACAAUAGAACCUCUGAGAUUACUGGAAUCGUCGUCGACAGCGUCCUCAAGGAGAAGGACCCUCAUGUCGUCGAGGUCGGCGAGCUGACCGUCUCGGCUAGGGCCCGCGAGCUUGUUGCCGAGCUCGACAGCGAGCUGCCCACCGGUCGCUGGGAGCUCUGGGCCUGGUACGGCUACUACUUUGCCAACAACAGCGCCGGCACGCUCAGCUAUGCCCCUCUGAUCUUCCAGUCCAUCCUCAGCCAGGUCGGCCAUGAUGGCAACGACCCCAGCCAGGACUGCAGCAACAGCCUAGACCCCUGCGUCGUCAAGUUUGGUAGCCGCACCAUGAACAUCGACACCGUCACGCUCACCUGCAAUGGCAUCAUCUUUGCUUUCAACGGCUUUCUGCUUCUGCUCCUCGGUCCAAUGGGCGACUACGGCCGCUGGAAGCGCUGGAUCCUACUGGCCUGCACUCUCAUCUGUUGGACCACCCAGUUUGCCUUUCUGGGUCUUAAGAACGGAGGCCAGUAUAAGGCUGCUAUAGUGAUCUACAUCCUGACGACCGUCUCAUACAAUCUCUGCCAAGGCUUCUGGCAGCCCUCCCUGCCGCUGCUAGCCCGCAACACUCCCGCUGCCAGAGAGACCAGACAGGUGUUUGUCCGCGGUGAGAUCAGCGAGGAUGAGUACGUCCACUGCCAGGUGCUGCAGCGCAAUAAGCUCAGCAAUAUCUCCUUUGCUGCCAUGAGCAUCGGCUACACCAUCGUGCUCAUCAUUGCCAUCGGCGCCGCCUUUGGCCUGCACGCCGAUGCGUCCACAGCCAACAACACCCACGCGGCCGUUGUGAUCGUCGGCAUUGCCACCGGCUUCUGGGUCCUCCUCGGCUCUCCCUGGUUCUUCCUCGAGAAGAAGCGGUCCCAGCCUCUGCCACCCGGCCAGACGUACUUUUCCGUCGGCCUCAAGGCCUACUGGCAGCUCCUCCGCCACUGCCGCAAACUCGGUCAGACAUGGCUCUACCUCUGCGGCUACUUCAUGCUCGCUGACGGCUACGCCACCUCCAAUCAACUCGUCGGCCUCUGCCAGAACAGCAUCGUCUCCUACAACACCAUCAUCUCCACCGAGCUCUACAUUGUCGCUGGCAUCUCCAACGUCGUCGGCAUCGCCAUCCUCUGGGCUGUCCAGCGCUACUGGCGCAUCUCCACAAAACCCAUGCUCAUGUGCAUCUGCGGCUUCCUUCUCGUUGUCCCCGUCUGGGGCUGUAUCGGCAUAGGCACAGACAACUUUGGCUUUCACAAGGCCUGGGAGAUCUGGGCCUGGAACGUCUACGACUGUGCUGCCAUUGCUCCCUUUUAUGCCUUCACGGCCACCAUGCUGGCAGACAUCAUCCCAAAGGGCCGUGAAGUCACCUUCUUCUCUCUCUGGGCCCUCUUUGGAAAGUCGACUGCUUGGAUUGGCCCCAUCAUUUCUGGCGUCAUUAUCGACCACACAGGCAGCACAUGGAAGGGUUUUCCGUUCUCACUUGGCCUUAGUGUUGCUGGCUUCGCUCUGAUCGCUCUGGUAAAUGUGCCCAAGGCCAGAGGACAAUGCGCUAUUUGGGCUGAGAACGAUCCAACUCUAAGCAAGGACAAGCGAGAGACUUCCUAG